Messenger RNA from Peromyscus leucopus (white-footed mouse), 2162 nucleotides. It is a transcript of the gene Cd38, whose product is annotated as CD38 molecule. Gene Ontology annotation, cellular component: plasma membrane. Gene Ontology annotation, molecular function: NAD+ nucleosidase activity; phosphorus-oxygen lyase activity. The record is from RefSeq and is a predicted model, not a curated record. Bases 370 to 1281 code for a protein of 303 amino acids. The transcript is spliced from 8 exons. Lineage: Eukaryota; Metazoa; Chordata; Mammalia; Rodentia; Cricetidae. Gene Ontology annotation, biological process: positive regulation of B cell proliferation.
AGAGAGAGAGAGAGAGAGAGAGAGAGAGAGAGAGAGAGAAUUAGGCAGACUUUACCCUCCAGGAAGCACUUGCCUCAAAGUGUCAGAUGUACCAGUGAAAGAAGGUGCUGCCCAGGAGUAUGCUCAAGCUGUUUGUGCACCUGAAGAGACUAAGGUGACGGCUUCUCCUGGAGAAGGAGGCUCCGGAGUCUGGAGGAAGCAGCUGGAGUAUCUGUUGACAUCCUUAAAGCCUUAUUGCCCAGUUAGAACUUUGAAGCAGCGGUAAAGGCUGGGAAGGGAAAGAGCAAGUGAAAGAAAAGGAGGAGGGGCGGGCUCAGACCCAGCCAGUGCGCAAGCCCUUUUGCCUAGCCGGAGGUCUCCAGGAGCCCCAUGGCCAACUAUGAAUUUAGCCAGGUGUCUGGGCACAGACCCUGCUGCCGCCUCUCUAGGACAGCCCAGAUCUGUCUCGGAGUGAGUCUCGUGAUCCUGAUCGCCUCUGUAGUGAUCAUGGGCAUACUUCUGUGGCCGCGUGCACCCCUGGUGUGGAAAGGGAAGCCUACCACGAAGCACUUUCCUGAGAUCUUCCUGGGACGGUGUUUCAUGUACACUCAAUUUCUGCGGCCUGAGAUGAGUGAUCAGGACUGCAAGAAGAUAUUGAGUACAUUCAAAGGAGCAUUUGUUUCCAAGAAUCCAUGCAAGAUCACAAGAGAAGAUUACGAACCACUGGUUAAGUUGGUCACUCAAACCAUACCAUGUAACAAGACUCUCUUUUGGAGCAAAUCCAAACAUCUGGCCCACCAGUAUACCAGGGUCGAGGGAAAGAUGUUCACCCUGGAGGACAUGCUGCUGGGCUACAUUGCUGAUGAUCUCCGGUGGUGUGGAGACCCCAGCACUUCUGACAUGAACUAUGACUCUUGCCCACAUUGGAGUGAAAACUGCCCCAACAACCCUGUUUCAGUGUUCUGGAAAGUGGUUUCGCAAAAGUUUGCAGAAGCUGCCUGUGGUGUUGUCCAAGUGAUGCUCAACGGGUCCCUCACUGAACCAUUUUACAAAAACAGCACCUUUGGAAGUGUAGAAGUCUUUAAUUUGGACCCAAAAAAGGUGCAUAAACUACAGGCCUGGGUGAUGCAUGACAUCGAAGCAGAUUCCAGUAACUCAUGCUCAGGCUCCUCUAUAAAUGAUCUGAAGUUGAUUGUGCACCAAAGGAAUAUCACUUUUGCCUGCCAGGAUAACUACAGGCCUGUCAGGUUUCUUCAGUGUGUGAAGAAUCCGGAGCAUCCACUGUGUAGUUCUAAUAUCUGAAUAAAUUUGGAUCUUAAGACACUUCCGUAGCAUGCAUCAAGAUGAAAGACUCAGAAACCACACUGAUGCAAAGCUGAAGUUGUCAGGAAGAGGUCUCUACUACAAUGUCAACACCAGAGAUAGAAGAACUUUCCAACCAAUGAUAGCAACAUUACAUGAUCAGCUUAGUUUGUACUGCAUACCACUACUACUCAAGAAAAAAUUACUCCACCGAAGCAGAGUGCAAAUUUACAUCGUUAUUUCAUUUUAACUUUCUCAUGUGGUGCUUUUAUAUUGCUUAUAUAUUACUAACUUCUCUUUUUUUCUCUUACUGAAACUGAGAAUCAAAUCUGAGAACUUUUACACAUGGUAGAGAAGCCUGUACACCAUUGAACUACAUCCUCAGCACAGCUGGUAACAUUAUUUUUAUUGAAAAAUGCCGGUCAAACCUCACCUGUUAGAAUGGACAAAGGAAAUGAAAUGACAAGCUUCAAAAUGAAUGAUCUUAUUUUCUGAUGAUUUUGCAUUUUCCCUACAAAUAUUCAAAUAGUAAACCUGAGAUCAGGGGUCAUUAUGGUGAAGAGAGUCUGUGGGAACUUGAACUUGCUUGGUGCUUCAACCUGUCACCCUUCCAACAUGUCCCUAGUAACUUUGGCUAUUGUUUUCAUUUUUUUUUUUUUUUAAAUAUGAGACAAUCGAGCUUCCAGAGAGGUUAUACAUUUUCCUAAAGUCAUAUUCUUAGGAUCAUGGUUAGAGCUGGUAUCAUGGUUAGGGCUGGAGUUGACUCAAUUCUGUCCAAGUCCACAGCAUAUAUUUUUUUUCUUUUCUAGGCCUUUACUGUCAAAUUGAUAGGAGUCCGUGUUAUUGUCCAGCAAAUGUUGUAUUAAAUUGAAUGCAAAGAA